This is a messenger RNA of Pomacea canaliculata, 5415 nucleotides long. RefSeq names its product exportin-T-like. Gene Ontology annotation, molecular function: small GTPase binding; tRNA binding. Gene Ontology annotation, biological process: tRNA re-export from nucleus. Gene Ontology annotation, cellular component: nuclear pore; cytoplasm; nuclear matrix. The record is from RefSeq and is a predicted model, not a curated record. Lineage: Eukaryota; Metazoa; Mollusca; Gastropoda; Architaenioglossa; Ampullariidae.
UAUUUUUAAAUUCACCUAUCCGUUAUGGCUAUGCGCGUGGUUGUUCGGUGAUGAAACGUGGCUUAGAAACGUGAAAUGCCACUUCACUGAUUAAUGUUGAUGGUGGCACGUAAAUACCAAUCUUAAGACGCAGGUAUGGAUGAAAUUGUGCUUCAAGGACUUGAUGGGGACCAUCAGUCGCAAUUGCAGGUGAUGCAGUACUUUGAGCAGCUCACCAGCUCAGUGGAUGGCUGGAAGCUUUGUGCAGAGGCCUUCACUAAUACUGCAUACCAAAGCAAUGAUCCUGUCCGGUUCUUCUGCCUGCGAGUUUGUGAACAUGUAUUGAAAACAAGAUAUCAGAAUGCAGACCCAGUUGAACAAGGAAAUAUGCAUGCAUUCCUGUUGGCCAGCCUCCACCUCAUGAGUGAGGAGCCAAGGCAAGACAAGAGUUACAUGCGCAAUAAACUAGCCCAGAUUAUCUCCUUGGCAUUUGUGGCUGAUUACCCUGCUCGUUGGCCUAACUUCUUUGAGACCUUUUAUGAAGCUUUAAGUCGUGGACCUUUGGCAGUAGAUAUGUAUCUGCGGGUGCUGAAAGCCAUUGACCAAGAGGUAGUGGACAGAGAAAUAGUUCACACCCCAGAGGAGUCACAGAGAAAUACUGCAAUCAAGGAUUCGAUGAGAGAAAACUGUGUCAGGCAGCUGGCUGAUUCCUGGUUGUACAUUUUGAAAGAAUAUGAAGAGAGUCAACCAGAAAUAGUAUGCCUUUGCCUGGAAGUGGUUGGCAAGUAUGUUUCCUGGAUUGACAUCACACUGGUUGCCAACGAGCGCUUUGUGCCUGUCUUAUUGCAUUUCUUAACGUUGUCACUGCUGCGUGAAUCGGCAUGUGACUGCAAUGAAAUCUUGAGUAAGGGAAUGGAGCCUGUGGCAAAGACUGAACUUGUUGAGUCCUUCUUCUCUGUUCUAGACAACACGGGCAUUCUGAAUCCUCCUGAAGAGGAAGAAGGAGACUUCUUAGCCAAACUGUCCAAGCUUGUUUGUGGUGUGGGACUUGCUCUUAUCACCAGUCUGCAAAAGCUGUCCAAGACUGGUGACUCUGCUGGUAUUGAGAAGACGCAGACUGCACUAGAGGCAAAGAUUCCAUACCUGCUACGCUUUCUUGGUGAUGAAGAUGAUGAUGUGUCUCAGGCAGCUUCAGAGUUUGCACAGGAAUACAUUUCUCUAUUGAAAACCAGAGGGCCUUUAUCACCUGCUCAGCGAAAACACAUUGAGGGCUUGCUAUAUACAACCGUGAAGAAAAUGAAGUAUGAUGAAACAUACAAUUUUGAGCAUGAGGGAGAAGAUGAGGCCAUGUUCAUGGAAUACCGCAAACAGAUUAAAGUAAUAUUCAACAACAUUGCACAACUGGACCCAGAACUGGUUCUGUUGACUGUGCACAAUAUAGUCACCCAGACCCUGCCUCAGUGGAAUGCAACAAACUUCCGUGACAUUGAGAUGGCUAUCACCCUCUUAUAUAGUUUGGCAGAAGCUGUGCCUGCAUCUCAUGGCCAACACUUUAGUGGCAAUCCAACCAAAGUGUCAGUGUUACAAGACAUGAUGCGUCUGCUUGUUUCUAGUCGGGUCAGCUGCCAAGGUCACAUCAUCAUCCAGCUGCAGUUCUUUGAGACUGUGGUGAGAUAUGACAAGUUCUUUAUGUGUGAGCCCCAGCAUAUACCAGAUGUACUGGUAGCUUUCCUGGACAAGCGGGGAUUACGUCACCCAUCUGUUAAAGUACGCAGUCGCUGUUCCUACCUCUUCUCUCGUUUUGUCAAGAGUCUCAAAGCUCAUCUUCAGCCCUAUCUGAAGGAUGUGUUUGCACAGCUGCAAGAUUUGCUAGUGUUGAACGCCCCCUCUCAUUCAACCAUGAACGGCCAGCACCUCUUGAUUUCCGACAAUGACCAGCUUUUCUUGUACGAGACAGCCAGUAUGCUUGUUGUUUCCAGUUCUCUGUCUCCAGAGAAGAAACAAGAAUUGAUGACCAGCUUGCUGGCGCCCAUAGCCACCAAAUUUGAAGAGCUUCUUUCUUGCCUCAGUACGGCUACUGAUGAGAAACAACAGACAGCCUAUGGUAACUGCAUAUACAAUGCCAUGGCUCUUGCUAGCCGGGCUAGCAAGGGUUUUUCUGGCUCACAGACCAUGAAACAGUGCGGUUGUGUGCCGGCUUUCACCAACCUCUUGCAGCUGUUUGGCUUGGCUCUGGACACCCCUGUUCAGCGCAGCCAUGUGCAGACAGGUGUGCGGCAGUUUGUGCACCGUAUGGUAGUGUGUCUGGAUGCAGAGAUCCUCCCAUUCAUCCCACCCCUGAUGACUCGCCUGCUGAAGCACCCGGAUGUGCGGGAGCUGUAUGACUUUCUGCCUCUCCUCAACCAACUGAUCAUGAAGUUCAAGGGAGUUAUCAUCCCUUUCCUCAGUGAGGUAUUGAUGCCCCUGGUGACAACCAUCUUCACGGUAUUAAUGGCUCCUGCAGAUGAACGUGACCAGGUAGCUGCCAGUGAACGCAAACUGCUGCAACGGGGAUAUUUUCUCUUCCUGUCUACUAUUGUGUCUAAUGAAUGCAUCAAUGUCUUCAAGACUCUAGAUAUGCAGAGUGUGGACCAGGUGUUCAUGUCAGUGGUGCAGGGUGCUGUGGAGCUGCAGGACCCCCAGAGUCAGAAGCACUGCUUCAUCAUCCUCAAGAAGCUGACAGAGACCUGGGGUGGAGGGAGUGAUGGUGUAAUGGGUUUCUCCAACUUUCUCUACAAACACAUCGUUCCAGCCUGCAUCAUGGCACCACUGAGUCCAGCAUUUGACCUCAAAGAUGGACAGACCAUCCUGGUGCUUGGGGAGAGUGCCUCGUGUCUCAAAGCCAUCCUCGACAAGAGGGGUGCAGAACUGGUUACAUACCUGCAGACCGACUACUUACCUACACUCCACAUGUCCACGCCACUUGCUGAUGAGUUUUGUCAGGCUCUGCAGGCAGAUGAGAAGACUUUCAGAAAAUAUCUAAAGACAUUUUUUCAGAAAGCCAAAUCUUGACAGGAGGCUUGUGCCUGGGUUGCUAGGGGACGUUGAGACCUGCCACUGCUUGUGUAGACUUGUGUCAGAACCAGCUUGGAUGCAGGCUGCUUGUUGUGUGCUUUGGAAAACAUAUCACCGAUGCAAAGUUUCCUUUGUGGUUCUUUGAGAAGUUCCAGGUGUGAACCACAAUGGUUGACAUUGGCUUAAAGUAAGAGGGGACCAGGAGACAGAUGUUCAGCAGAACCUAAGCUGGAGUUAAUGUGUCCUUUUCAGCCCUCAAAACAAGCGCAUCAAGGACGCAUCAAGGAUAAAGGGAUGCGCUGGAUAAAUAAGGCUUUAACUAAGGGCUUUUUGGAGAGUCAUGAAGGUUCCAGGAAAACACGGAAAUUAUCUGAGCAAUUGAGUUUUCCCAUGUACAAAGAAACUCCAGAAGGUGAACAGUUCUCAGAUAUUUGAGUGACAUGUUGUGCAAUCCCCAGCUGUGUGUAUGUGUGUUUUUAAAGCAGUCUGCUUGUGUGAAGCUUGCACUGAUGGUUAUCUGCUACAGGGUAGUGACGGGAAUGUGAUAUGGUUGUGCUCUCCAAAAUAGAUUGGAAUGGCUACUGGUAACUGGAUAGAGUGAUAUGAGAAUGGAGCCAUAGUUCACAGAAUGAAUAUUGUUAUAAUAAUAUUGUUAAGUAUUCUGUGCAUAUGCUGGAUGGGUGUAUGUUUUAUAAAAUGCUUGUUUUUCCAAGUUUGUUGGAAACAGGGUUUCUCUGUUUUCUGACUAUGCUGGUGCCUCCAUUAUUGUCCCUUGACCAUUGUCAUCAUUUCUCAGUAUUACUGAACAUAAUAUGCUAUUCAAAUAUCAGUAUAUAACAUGCUGGUCACAUGUAAGAUUGCAAAGAAAAAAAAAUCCCUACAACUGUUAAUCCUGCCCUGUUGCUACAAAUUGCACUUGCCAUUUGCAAAGGAUACAUUUGGGAGAAACUUCAAAAAAUGAGAGAAGGGGAUAAUUUUUUUGGUUAUGAAAGCAUAGGAGGGUUGCUUUACUCACCACCGAUUGGUUCAGAUAUAAAUGGCAUCAGUGUCACAUGUAAGGGUAGUAUCACAAGAAGACCCCAUUUAGCAUUGAAUCUUAAGAAUUUAGUCUGACCUUGUACCUUGGCUUCAUUGUCACAAAGGCUUGACCUACAACAACAGAUGUUAAAGGUUACUAAAAGUAAAACAAUUGUAGAAAGUUACUAAUAAUAAUUGUGUAGUCUUUACAGUACCUUGUCAAUAGAUACAGAUACCAAAAAAAAAUGUCUUAAAUGUGCAAUAGCGUUGCCAAAUAUAUGACACGAUUGUAAUCAUUCUUGUGCUGGUAAAAUAAUUUGUCUCGGGUAUCUGCAGAACUGGGUAGCGCACUAGUCAGAAAAAGAAUCAUUCAUAAUAAGAGCAUUACUAAUGAAAUGUCCUGUGCUAUAUUUUAAGAAAAAUUUAUAGAUUUGUUGGCGGUGCCCAGAACAGUGACGCUGCUCAGGACAGUAGCUAACCCUUGCAUUGCAUAUUGUGGUGGCUUCUGCUGUGAGAUGAUUUGUCAACAUAUGGAUGCUGCUUUUCUUCCCAGUGAUUGAUGACAGAUCUUGUAAAGUUUUGUUUAUUUGAAGCAUCAUGGGUGGAUAAGGAUGAAAUUCUGCAUGUAUUUGUGGAGAUGCUGGUUCACUUUAUAGUUGUGCAAUGUCAUGCUAAGAAACAAAAAGUAAAUAAUGGAAGGAGACCUUAGUGUACAAAGGAGAUGAUAGGUUCAUAGGGGUUAAAGUUGUUUAAAAAUUUUACCAAAUUGAAAAGUCCAAAUUAUAGUAAAAAUUGUAAAAGAUCUAUCAUCAAGGCUGUGUGCACUGCAUGAAGCUUUUGUCUAGUUAAAAAUGGCAUUCAUGAGCAGUACAAAACAGUUUUAUGGCAUAUUAAUUUUACUUGACUGGUUAUAUGAUGAAUUACGCCCACUUCUUGAACUUCUUCAAGACUUGUUCUUCUGAAUUAAUUUUAGCAACAGGGUUUAGCAAUAUAAUACUUGGAAAUUGUUAGUGUGGAAGACACUAUUUUUUUUUUAAUUUGCUUUUUGUUUUAAAAGUGUUACUUAAAAUUUGUAAGAGGAGUAAGAGUUACUUAAAUGUUUAAUGUACUUAUUGAUGAAAUAGGAAAUUAAAAAAAUCUGUCUUACAACAAAAUGAAAUAUAUUUGUCAAAGGCAAUAACUACAUUGCAUUGAAAAAUUUUUUAAGUAACAGUGAUACCCUGUUAAGGAAAGCCAGUCAAAACACAUGUAAAAGAUUGACCAGGGCAUUUUAGUCAUGAAGCUUUUGUUAUUUGCUUUUUAUCAAGGACUUUGGUAAUGUACGCGAGUAAGGCUUUUUGAAUAAAAGUGCCUUCUCUCCAGAAA